CAGGCGGCGGCAUCCUCUGCCUGUGGGGAUGGCUUUACAAGGAGCAUCUGCAGUGCUGGGACCCCAUGUGGCCACGGACCCAGGAGCCUCCCUGUCUGCUUUCAUGGCACGGCCCUUCCCCGCACCCACGGCCGGCGCCCCUCACCGGCCACUCUGGGGGCAGCACCCGCCGCCCCUCAUGACCCCGCCAUUCCCUUCUGGUGGCCCCCUGGUGCUGCCAGCUUUCUCCAGGACUCCGCUGGUGGCAGGAGAGGCUGGCCUUGGCCCCAAUGGGACUGGGACCUGCAAUGUCAUUGUGCAGGUCCGGUCAGAACAGGGGUGCUCAGUGACCCCCCAGACUCAGACCAUCGUCCUCACUCAGGCCCCCCUCAGCUGGAGUGGUCCAGGGGCCCUCUGUGGGGGUGCUGCGUGUCCCGCACCCCUCUUUGUGACAGCCUCUGCGGUGGAGACCAGCAUGCCUGCCUCGGCCCAUGGGGGCUCCCAGGCUGGCAAGGGAGGCUUGGCCCCAAGCCUUCCACCUCCGGCUCAGCCCCCAGUCGCGCAGCUGACCACCGUCGUGCCCCCAGUCAACGCCAGGCCACAGCCUCACGGAGCUUCCAGGAGCCGGACCACGGCCUCGCCCGAGGACUCCUGUAACCCCAAGAGUGUUUACGAGAACUUCCGGCGCUGGCAGCGCUUCAAGUCGCUGGCCCGGAGGCACCUCCCGCAGAGCCCGGACGCAGAAGCUCUCUCCUGCUUUCUCAUCCCGGUGCUGCGGUCCCUGGCGCGCCUGAAGCCCACGAUGACGCUGGAAGAGGGAGUGUGGCGGGCCGUGCAGGAGUGGCAGAGCAGAAGCAACUUUGACCGCUUGAUCUACUACGAGAUGGCGGGAAAGUUCAUGGAGUUUGAGAUGGAGGAGGAGAUGCAGAUGCAGAAGUUACAGUGGGUGAAGGUGGCCCAGGGCAUGCCUCCCCCAGCACCCCCGAAGCCUGAACGGCGGGGGCCCCCAGCCGCGGAAGCGGGCCCGCAGCCAGCGUGCGUUCCCAGGAAGGCGGGUUCCAGGGCCCAGCCCUCCCGCCAGCAGCCACGCAGACCCCCGCGGCGCCCGGAGAGCAAGGCGCCCAAGGAGAUCCCUCCAGAGGCUGUGAGAGAGUACGUGGACAUCAUGGAGGGGCUGCUGGGGCCUGGCCACUCGGCCCCGGGGGGCCCGGCAGGUGAAUGGGGAGAGGAUGGAAAGGAGCCACAGCAGGAUGAGGCCGCGACCUACCCGGACCCGGGUCUCCUGAGCUACAUUGACGAGCUGUGUUCCCAGGAAGACUUCAUCACCAAGGUGGAGGCAGUCAUCCACCCCUGCUUCCUGGCGGAGCUGCUGUCCUCGGAACCACAGCUGGACCUCCUGGCCCUGGCCGAGAAACUGGAGCAGGAGGAAGGACUCAGCCUUGCAGAGCUGGUGGAGAAACGACUGAUGGCCUUGAAUACGGAGGAGGGUGUGCAGGCACCCCCACGUCUCUGCGCAGCCCGGUCGGGCCCCACUCCUGAGCACGAGACCGGUCCCGGGAAGGGGCUGAGGGGUCAAGGGUGCGCCUACCCUGGACUGGGCCCCAGGGAUGCCCCGGUUCUCAGAGAGGCCCCUCUUGCUAGGGACACUCGAGGGCUGGCAGAUGUGUCCAGUGAGGACGAGGAGGAGCUCCCCAGCCUGGCCUUCCUCCUGGCCUCUCAGCACAGCCUGCUGCCCUGGGGGCUCUCCCAGAGUCCCGCUCCUGCCUCAGUGAUCCCCAGCCCUGGCGCAAAGAGUUUGGUGAAGAAAGGAACUCAUGCCGGCGUCCUCAUCCUGCUGCAGAGAAUCCGCAGGCCACCCCACAGGGGCUCCUGCCUCUCCAGGCAGGCGGCUCUGGAGUGCUCCCCACCCUCCUGCCCCUUCCUGAAGCAGAGGUUUCCUCUUGGUCACACUCCCCAGCGGCUGCCCCUCCCUGUCCAGCUGGGCCUCACAGAGAGGAAGGGGCUCAGGGGCCCAACCAGACCCAAACAGAGGCCGCCCCCGUGCCUGUCACCCCGCCGUGUCCCUGUCCAUGGUGUGCGCCCAGUGGGCGCUUGA
Molecule: messenger RNA, 2074 nt
Organism: Lontra canadensis (Northern American river otter)
Lineage: Eukaryota; Metazoa; Chordata; Mammalia; Carnivora; Mustelidae
Product: NUT family member 2G-like
Exons: 9
Coding region: 29-2074 (681 amino acids)
Source: RefSeq, a predicted model, not a curated record